This is a messenger RNA of Chelmon rostratus (copperband butterflyfish), 1580 nucleotides long. It is a transcript of the gene pdgfd, whose product is annotated as platelet derived growth factor d. The transcript has 7 exons. Gene Ontology annotation, cellular component: membrane. Lineage: Eukaryota; Metazoa; Chordata; Actinopteri; Chaetodontiformes; Chaetodontidae. Gene Ontology annotation, molecular function: platelet-derived growth factor receptor binding; growth factor activity. Bases 418 to 1530 code for a protein of 370 amino acids. The record is from RefSeq and is a predicted model, not a curated record. Gene Ontology annotation, biological process: positive regulation of phosphatidylinositol 3-kinase/protein kinase B signal transduction; platelet-derived growth factor receptor signaling pathway; positive regulation of ERK1 and ERK2 cascade.
GAUAUUUCUCUGUGACCGGCCAGAAUUUAUUCACUCCGCGGCGAUAAGAAGUUCGGCGCCUCUCGGCUCACGUCUGACCGUGAACGGAGCUAUAUCAGCCUCCACCUGCGCCUCGGAGUUUCGGAGUUUUGCUCUCGGCGUCUGAGGGCGCGUAACUUUCGGGGGAAGACAAACACUCGGAUUUGGGGGCUGUUUGGCACCAGACGCGACAUCGUGUGCGCCAGGCGUCAGGCGUAGGAGACUCAUUUGGCAGGUUGGACUCUGAAAGCUUGAAGUUGCUCAAUGGAAAGUUAGUUUGAACGACUUCUUGGUCGCGGCGUGUUUUAAGCGAAUCAUAUUUCCCUGAGCCACUGCAAGGUGAAGAGGACAUCUGCUAAGUUCUGUUGAAGCGUGCGUUGUGGAGUUUCCCGAAUCACCAUGAGCGCAGCGGUGGUUUUCCAGAUGUGGAUGCUUUUGUUGCUGGGGACUGUGAGCGGGGUCGGGCGGGCUCAGGUCUCCACCGCCAAAGUGAUGAGGGGCAACAACAGGAGAGACGACCUUUACCGCAAAGAGGAAAACGUCACAGUCACGCCAGUGGGUGGAGCCAUCCACAGCCCGCGCUACCCCAACGCUUACCCCCGUAAUCUGCUGUUGUCAUGGAAACUGCUGUCACCGCCAGGGAGCCGCAUACACCUGGAGUUUGACGGACACUUCGGCCUGGAGGAGGCCGAGAAUGGAGUGUGCAGGUAUGACUUUGUUGAAGUGGAGGACCAAUCAGAGACCAGCACUAUAAUUUGGGGCCGCUGGUGCGGGCAGAAAGCACCGCCUAGUCUCAACUCCAAAACCAACACGCUCAGAGUCACCUUCAAGUCUGAUGACUACUUUGUAGCAAAGCCGGGAUUCAAAAUCUACUACUCGCUGCUGUAUGACUCUCCUCUCCCUGCAUCCAACACCAACUGGGAGGCUGUCACUAUGCCCAUGUCGGACAGCGGUGGAAGCCAGAUCCAAGCAGCAGUCACAGAGGUUCCUUUCUCAUUGGAGGAUUUGGACCGGACCAUCGCCGCCUUUGACACUGUAGAGCAGCUUCUCAGAUCCCUGAGCCCAGACACCUGGAGACAGGACCUGGACAGCAUCUACACUCAAACACAUAUACAUUAUAGAUCCAGGGCCUAUCAUCUGGCAACCAGGCACAAUAAAGUUGAUCUGAACCGUCUCUAUGACGAUGUCAAGCGGUACAGCUGCACUCCUCGCAACUACUCCGUAAACCUGCGCGAGGAGCUGAGGGCCACCAACGCCGUCUUCUUCCCUCGAUGCCUGCUGGUCAAACGCUGUGGAGGCAACUGUGGCUGCGGCACCGAUAACUGGAACAACGGCUGCACCUGUCAGGCCUCCAAGACCACGCUCAAGUUGCACGAGGUGCUGAAGUACGCCCCGGAGGUCACUCUGCACCAGCGCCAUCGGAGGACGCGGGUGCGCUGGGUCAUAGACGAGAUCUUCCUCACGCACCAUGAAACGUGUGAGUGCGCGUGUCCCUCCCAGCCCCCUCGCUGAGACGCUCGGACUGGCACGUGCACCUGGAACUGUUGGACCAGUUCAUUUUU